Prunus persica (peach) is the source of this 915-nucleotide messenger RNA. RefSeq lists its product as uncharacterized. The transcript has 2 exons. The record is from RefSeq and is a predicted model, not a curated record. NCBI's taxonomy places the organism in Eukaryota, Viridiplantae, Streptophyta, Magnoliopsida, Rosales, Rosaceae. Bases 330 to 800 code for a protein of 156 amino acids.
UGUUAUAUUUGUUUUUCAUUAAAUCUUUUUUAGUACAAGUGAUUAGGGAGGGGGUUUUACACAAAUAUUCAUUGGGUGUCUAGGAAUUUCGAACUUCUGUCCACAUGAAUGGAGGUGAUGGUGAAGGGUUCAACAGCAAAGUCCAUGAUUGACGUAGGUCCUCCACUAUAUAUGAUCAAAGUAUCUUUCGUAAUCCAGAAAGAAAUUAUUUAUCUUCAAAGUUCAAAACAGAAAGAGACGUACAUACUGAAGCCCAUAACAAAAUUCUACACUGGGCAUUGGGAAGGGAGAAAUGGAUAAUAGGAUAUGGUGAUGGUGAUGGUGAUGUUAUGAUUCUCCCUCCCAUUUCCUUUUUUCUAUAUUUUUAUUUAUUUAUUUAUUUUAUUUUAUCAGAUUAUCCCCUCAAUUCUUUUAUAUAUUAUGAACUGCAUAUGCAAGCUACGACUGUCCAACUGCCAACUGCAUUUUUUGAGUACUUUGAAAGAGAGAGUGAGAAGGAAAUGGCAACGGUUUUUGCAAGAGGGGCACAAACCAUGAACACCAUAGUUUUCAAACCCAUAGGUCGAAAACAUUUUCAUAAGAACAGCUCUUCAGCGGAUGUGAUUCGUGAGACCAAGAAGUUUGAAGGUGAUGAAGCGAAGCACAAGAACCAUAUGGGAGAAAAUGAUAGCAAUUUAUGGGUCCCCCAUGAGAGGACUGGAAUUUAUUAUCCCAAAGGCCAAGAGAAAGUGAUGGACGAAAUUUCUCCAAGGGCUGUUAAGGACAUGGGUGUCAAUUGGUUUUCAAACAAUGAAAAUUAAUUGGUUAAUUAAUUUAAAUGCCUAUAAUAUGUUGUACAAAUCAAUAAUUAUGUGGUUUUUCAAUCGGCUUAAUAUGUAAUAUCUUAUUUGUUAAGUUCUUAAUGAUGCGAAAUAA